AUGUCUGUGGUACCGCUGCGGCUGGCAGGCGGGGCAUUCACCGUAUGGUCACAGAUGCCGGCAGCCAGCCGCGGCUCGCUGGUGGAAGUGCAAGAGACGCUGUAUGCGGCGUUCGCCAUGGACAGCUUCGCUGCGUAUGACGCCUUCUGCUGCCGACGCCUGCGGACCGGCGAAUCACCGGAUGUGUUCCUCUCUGAUCUACGGCGGCUAGCGGUGCUUUUCGGGGGUGUGCCAGACAAGGCGCUCAUCUGCGCAUUUGUCUCUGGACUACCCGACAGCACCAGACAAGCUAUCCGCGCUGGAUCCAGGGCUGAGGGCCUCAGCCUGGAGGAUAAAAACAAGACCAAAGUGCGACCCGUCUUGGAUUAUCGAGAGCUCAACAGUCAUGUGGUGCCCUACACCGCCGACGCGGACGUGUGUGCCGCCACCCUCAGGAAAUGGCGGCGGCACGGCACCAAUGUCGCUAUCGUCGACCUGAAGAGAGCAUAUCUUCAGCUGAGGACGGAGCAGAGCCUGUGGCCGUUCCAGACUGUGAUGGUGAACGGUCAGCGGUAUGCACUCUCUAGGGUCGGAUUUGGUUUGAAUGUGGCCCCACUUAUCAUGAAGGCUGUAGUGCGCGCCGUGCUACAGCAGGACCCGGCGAUGGAGAGUGCGGUGCUGCCGUACAUGGACGACUUGUGUGUGAAUGAGGACCUCGUCAGCGCUGAACGUGUGGUGGCCCACUUCGCUCAGUUCGGGCUAGAGUGCAAGCCGCCGGAGCGAGCGGCUGCCGGUGCACGCCUGCUUGGUUUGCACGUGCGGGCGGUGGGUGGAGUGCUGCGCUGGGCGCGUGACAACGUCGUAGGGCCACCACCUGUCACGCUGACGCGGCGGAGCGUCUUCGCCUGGUGUGGUCGCCUGGUGGCACACCUGCCCGUGUGCGGCUGGCUUCGGCCCGCCGCCGCCUGGUUACAGCGGCGGGCUAACGCGGUGACGAACAGUUGGGACCAGCCAACAGACGAUGCCACCCUGCGUCAGCAGAUUGACUAUGUGGCCAGUAGGCUGGCCCGCGACGACCCGGCUCACGGACGGUGGCAUGUUGAAGGCAAUCACGCGGUGGUGUGGACGGAUGCCAGCUCGAUAGCGGCCGGAGUGGUGCUGGAGACGCCGACUGGAGACCCAAUCGAGGACGGCUGCUGGCUCCGCCGUGACGAGACAGCGCACAUCAACAUGGCGGAGCUGGACGCCGCCGUGCGGGGCAUCAAUCUCGCCAUCGCCUGGGAAAUGCGUCGACUGGACCUCAGGACUGACUCUGCUACCGUGCACAGAUGGAUAAGCGACGCUCUGAGCGGGCGCUCCCGUCUGAAGACCAAGGCCCACGGUGAGAUGAUCAUCAGGCGGCGCAUCGACAUGGUGAAGCAGCUGGUGGACGAGUUCGGCAUCGACCUGUCAGUGACCCUGGUGCCGACCGCCCACAACAGAGCGGACUGCCUGACGCGGGUGCCGGUCGAGUGGGUACGCGGAGACGACCCGAGUGUAGGCGAUCCCGCAGUCGCCGCUGCGGUGGUCGGGCCAGUGACUGAUGCGGGAGAAGAUGACGCUCACGGGGCUGAUGCGGGUGUUGUGGAGGACACUGUCGGCACGCGCGAGUCGUCGGCCAUCAGCGAGGUUCAUGCCAAAGCUGGACACCCCGGUAUUCGGCGAACUCUGUACUUUGCCCGUCGUGACAUAUCGCCGAGUAUCACGCGGAGCCAGGUGCAAAAGGUGGUGUCAGACUGUGACGUGUGUCGGCGGGCGGUGUCGCAGGACUGGUACUGA
Messenger RNA from Amphibalanus amphitrite, 1797 nucleotides. RefSeq lists its product as uncharacterized. The record is from RefSeq and is a predicted model, not a curated record. NCBI's taxonomy places the organism in Eukaryota, Metazoa, Arthropoda, Thecostraca, Balanomorpha, Balanidae. The transcript has 3 exons. Gene Ontology annotation, molecular function: nucleic acid binding; RNA-DNA hybrid ribonuclease activity. The coding region runs from base 1 to 1797 and encodes 598 amino acids.